Molecule: messenger RNA, 741 nt
Organism: Nezara viridula (southern green stink bug)
Lineage: Eukaryota; Metazoa; Arthropoda; Insecta; Hemiptera; Pentatomidae
Source: the annotation of a GenBank genome assembly
AUGAAGUUCAACGCGUUCAGAAAGCACACGAUCUGCAUGACGAUUCUCGGAGUACGUCCUCCAGGAGGAGUGAGGUGGGAAUGGUUAGGCGUACUCCUGGAUAUCUACCUUAUCGUGCAGUUAUGCUGCAUCGCUACCUGGGGGUACCUCUUCUUCCAAGGAGCCUUCCUCUACCUUCCGAACGCUUUCAUGGACAGGAUAGUCGGGUUAUCUGCGGCUGUGUCCGUCCUGGGGUCUCUGGCCAAGCUGAUCACCUUCAGGAUGAAGGGGCAUGUGCUUAAGGAACUCUUCGACGAGCUGGGAGGAUUCCCGGUGAAUACUGAACGUGCGAUCUUCUACUUUGCAGGUCGACUCGUGGCAAAGGUGACGCUCAUCUACGAAGUAUCCGUAGCCGCCAUUGUGAUCACGCACAACAUGCACAUCGCCAUAGACCCAGAAAUCCACCGGUCCAGCCCCUACUGGACGGCCUCCAAGACCAGUGGAACCAAGGGGGAGAUCAUCCGGGACUAUGCCUUCAACCUCGACAGUGCGAUAGUCGCGCUGUCUGCCAAUGUCAUCGGGGACACUCUCUUCCUCACACUCACCAACCAGAUCUGUCAUAGGCUCUUGCUGUUGGCUGAAACAGUGUCCUCUAUCGGCAAAGGAAUCAGGCCUGUGGAGGGUCUCCCGGUACCGGAGGAUGCUGAUGAUGGGGAAGUCAUAAAGAAAUGUGUUGAAGAGCACAAUCUGUUACUGAAGUAA